ACCGGAUUAGUAGAGAGGGCCUGGGGCAGAUUAUGUGUGUGAUAGAGAGAGCGUAUUAGGGUUCUUUCUUAUUUUAUUAUCUUAACUGCGCUGAACUCUUACCGCAGAGAACGCAGAAAGUCGAAGCGAGGGGGAGCAUAUUCCGUCGGACAUCAAAACACAAAUAAGCCAUACGUUUCGUUGCCGGCUUCCAUCUCUCACACCCUCAUGCUCACUCCCUCCCUCUCUCUCUCUGUCUCUCUGUCUCUGUGUCUCUCUCUCUCUACCUAUCUAUCUAUCUAUCUAUCAAGCAAUCUACCGUUCUGUGUUCUCGCGCUCGCUCUGCCGCCCCCUCCCCCACUCCCCCGUUUCUCUCUCUCUCUCUCUCUCUCUCUCUCUCUCUCUCUCUCUCUCUCUCUCUCUCUCUCUCUCUCUCUACAUUUCUGGCGCGGGUUCCUUGAUUCUGUUUUACACGCUUGCUCUACGGCUGUCAUGGGUUGUUGCGACAUCGUCAAUCGGUCGGGAAGCUUGCAAUGCACGAGUAUCAUGACCGGGGUCGGUUGUGUCCAUCCGUGUCAAUUGUAGAUUUCAGCUUUGCUGUUCCUUUCUCUUUGAUGCUGAACGGCGCCUUUUUUCGUUGCUGGUCUGCCUUCGUCCUCGCCCAUUAUACAUUCUUUUCUUUCGGGAGUGGAGUGUCGGUGUGGACUGUAUCCUGUAUCUAUCGUCAUUGACUGAACUUACGACUGGUUGAUCGACGAAGAAAUAGUUUGGAUCAAUAAGCAUAUUUGUAGGAAGACAACCAGACAGGCAAAUAGGUUGGUAGAUAGGCAGAUAUAUAUCUACCUUGGUGGUAGGUAGUGGAUACUUAUCUUCAUGCCAAAAAAGAUAGAUAUAUAGACAGUGUAGAUAGAUAGAUAGAUAGAUAGAUAGAUAGAUAGAUACAUGUAUAUAUAGACGGAUGGACAGUGUGGAUAGAUUGGCAGGUGGAGUGUCGAUUUCUUGUGCGGGAAACUAGUAUGCAACCAGCUCGAGGAUCAACGUAGCAUUCCAUUCUGCUGCGAGCAGUGGUGUUGUUCGUCGACGUUGGAGCAGGUUUCUGUCAGUGAGGUUGUUCAUUAGAUUGAGUGGACAGGAAAACCGACAUGGUUGGCGGUCGUCCUCUGCAGCGAUCGCGGUCGCUGCGGGCAUUCUCGCUGACGGAGGCGCUGUCUGAGAGACAGCGGAUGGAUCGGUCGCUCACGCUUCCGCCGAACUCGGCGACCCGUUCGUCGUCGCACAUGGCUGGGCGUGCGCGGCACAAGCAUAGCGCAGAGAAUGCUCCACCGGAGACCCCCCCCAACGUGCGGGCGAACAUGGUGAACACACAGAUCCAUGAUGCGCCCAACUCCGCCCCAUGCAAGUCGCACUCCGUGUCGGCACGUGGAGCGAAUGGCCCGCCUGUCCAGCUAAACAAUAAUCAUCAGAAUUCGGCUUAUCACCACCACACGAGUGCCUUCAAUUCUUCGGAGCACGUGACGCAUAAGGUGCCUUACAGCGCGCCUCCGGCGCAUUGCCGGGGAACGGCGAGCACUGCGGUGCCGUCUAGUGCGCCGUCGGAGCACGUGAGGAGAAAGCUAGAGUGGGGAGAGGGAACUCCCGCAAAAGGUAGUUGUGACACACUGGCGAUGGAGGAUGAUACAAGCUCUGGACUCGCGGCUGAAGAUUCUGGAGUCAAGGUAAUUUUGCGAGUGAGGCCGAUGAACAAGCGGGAGCUUCUAGGCGGGGCUGAACGGGUUGUUCUUCAGGAAAGCAAGUGCUCCUUAUCAGUUAAUAAUGAGCAACUGUACACUUUCGAUUACAUCCUUGGUGAAGACUCCACUCAGACGCAGGUUUUCCAAGGAGUCGGAAAGGCGAUUGUGAACACUUGCUUGACGGGGCUCAACAGCAGCAUCUUCGCCUAUGGACAGACUGGUAGUGGGAAGACGUACACAAUGAUGGGGAAGACAACGCCUGAUGCAGACACGGGAUUGCCCAGCGAGCAUCGCGGGCUGACUCCAAGAGUCUUCGAGCACAUGUUCUCACGAAUUCGAGAAGAAGAGGUCCGAAAUAGUGACAAACAACUCAAGUACACUUGCAAAUGCUCGUUUCUUGAGAUUUAUAACGAGCAAAUCACGGAUCUGCUGGAGCCAUCAAUGCGGAAUUUGCAGAUCCGUGAAGAUAUUCGGACGGGUGUUUAUGUGGAGAAUCUCUCCGAAGAGCCUGUCAGUUGCGUGGAUGAUGUCACACGUCUCAUUCUGAAGGGCACGGCAAACCGGAAGGUCGCUUCAACUGCUAUGAACAGCGAAAGUAGCCGCUCGCACAGCGUCUUCACGUGCGUUAUUCAAAGUCAAAGCAAGUCUAUCACCGAGGGCAUCAACAGCACGCGCUUUUCCAGAUUGAAUCUGGUCGAUCUCGCCGGGUCUGAAAGGCAAAAGCUUACUGGUGCUUCAGGCGAUCGACUGAAGGAGGCUGCGAAUAUUAACCGAUCGCUCACCCAACUAGGGAUUGUCAUCAAGCUCCUCGCCGAGUCUGCACAGAGUGGAAAGCAGAGGCACAUUCCUUACCGCGACUCUCGCUUAACGUUCCUACUUCAGGAAUCGUUGGGUGGAAAUGCCAAGAUGGUGAUGAUCUGUGCGCUCAGCCCAUCUAACCAGUGUAUCCAUGAAACGAUAAGCACAAUAAAGUUCGCUCAACGCGUGAAAUUCGUGCAGAACAAGGCUGUCGUCAACGAGGAGAUGAGCAGCGAUGUGAACGUUUUGAGAGAACAGAUUCGUCGGCUGAAGGAGGAACUGACUCGAAUUCGACACAACUCUCAGCUGAACGGUCUGGAUCUGGCCAACAUGAUCACUCUUCCGCCAGGUGUCAGUGUGGGUGCUGUGGGGUUGAUACGUGGAGGUGCGGCGCCUGCGCUGGAGUCGACGAAGGACAGUGCUCCUGUAAGAGGCUCGACGGAAGCUGAGACUGAAGUAGCAGACAAGGACGACGGUCACCAUCCCCCGACGAACCAUGGGGAGGAAACCCCGGAGGAUAUGUCUGACGAUGACAUGGAGAACAUCUGGAGGAAAGAAGGGCACAGGGGCUACGAUUCUGACACUGCAGCAGAGAGCAAUUGCAGUCUUCACUACCGGUUCGUGAACGAGUACGCCUCGUGGGCCGAAUCUCGAAGGUUGUCGAUCAAGCCACGUGGCAGCGUGGACGCGAGCUCCUGGGCGGCGACCGUGGCAGAGUCGUCGAAAUCUGGGCCUAAGCAGCAGGACGCUGACGACAAAAGCCUGGAGGUUAUUGCUGAGAUACGAAGAAGGGAGGGAGCUGUUGACAGGAGUGAGGAUGGCGGCGAUGGCGCCGGUGAAGAUCUGGCAGCGGACUGUACUCCAGGGUCGCUCUCGCCCCAUUCUGACUUGUCGAGGGAAUCGUCCGAAUCUGCAUCGGGCAGCGGCCAUCAUCGUACUGGCUCCUCUGUGUCGGAAGCGACCACUUCGUAUCAAGAUACGCUUUCAGACUCGAGUUUAGACGCCGGUGAACCUAGCCCGAACUCCAUCCUAUCGCCUGCGAGAGGGCCGUUGACGGCAAGACAGAGGAAGAAGGCGGUUGCUGAGUUCUUGGCAUCGUCGAGGGGUCGGCAUAACGGAGGAGACGAACUUGCGGGUAGCGAAGACGUGAUGAGAGCGGAAAGGAGAGCCUCGGUGGGAUCUGGAUCUGCGGAGCCGCGGUAUGGUGGAGGUGAAGGAGAACCGGAGGAAUACUGGGAGUGGGCGGAAGGGGAGUGUUUGGUUUCGCGAGUGGUCCCUCCAGAACUGGAAGAGACGGAUGCAGCGGACGCUGUGGACGCUCGCCAGUUGAGGAAGAGGUAUGCUCCCGAUCCAGAUCGGCGGCUGAGCGGCCGGGCUGACAUUGAUUGCUCCCCGUGCACACGUUAUGGCUCAAUCGCCGCCGCCGCCGACGCGUGUCCGUCGUCUUCGAACGGAGGUGCCACGCUUCGGAGGCCUGCUGGUCGUUGGAGUUGUGGCGGUAUGGAACACGAGUCGCUGGACGGCCAGGAUCGGACAGAUGUGCGUCGGUUGGCGGCUGAAAAUCGAAACAGGGAGCUAGUUCCUUGUCCCGAGGAGAGGCAACUCGUAGUCGCCGGCGAUGACUGUGGAGGUGUGGACAUGGCCGACCCACCCGCGUACGUUCUCUCGAGAGAUAUCGCGAGGGCGAUCGAUCCUCUGCGCAGGAGCAGCGCCUCUUGGGACAAGACAGAAAGGCGGUUGUCUAAAGGCAACGGCGGGGCGGAGGGCAUGUUCUUGGGAGUGGAAGGUGAGAGGUUCCGCAAGAUGUGGAGAAGCACGACGGCUCUCGAACACGUCAAAGGGGGUUCGGGCGCUCUCCAGCUGGUCGCCUACCCGGAAGAUGGCGACGGAAUGAUCAGCCAAGCUGAGAGCCGCGACCACACCAUGCAGGCUAUCAUUGCAGGCGCUCUGCGACGGGAGCGUGCCGCUGAAGACGUGGUGCAGCAGAUGGCAGGCGAGAUCGAACAACUCAACCGCUUGGUACGUCAGUACAAGCACGAGAGAGAGUGUAAUCAGGUGCUGAUGCAAGCGCGGGAAGAUAAAAUUCGACGGCUGGAAGAAGUUUGCGAGGGCGUGAUCUCCCCUGACACAUUUGCUGGCCAGGAAUUUUCUGCCUUAGUGUACGAACAGAAAAUUCUGCAGGAGAAGGUAGAUCAUAAUCCAGAGAUAACUAGGUCUGGCAUCGAGCAGCAGCGUUUGAUCGAAGAACUUCGACAAUACAGGGAGUUUUAUGACAAUGGGGAAAGAGACCGCCUGCUUGAGGAAAUGCGUCAUCUCCGAGCACAAGUGCUUUGUCUAAUGGAGGAGAAGGGAGGGAAAGGGGGACCCUCAGGAAGGUCGACAGUCAGAAGCAGGGCAGGGGCAGGAGGGAGCAUGAUGUCGGUGUCAGAGCAGAGUUCCGGAUCUGUGCAUCGUUCACAGAUCCAACGUCGGAGGUCAAUAGCUGGAGGGCAGGAUUUGGUGGUUGCACGUGCCUUUGGCGAAGAUCAAGAAGCGGAAGAGUCCACAGAGCCGAGUGAGAGCAGUAGGGUAAGACAAGAGCUGGAGAGGAGGUUCGCGGAUGUGGAAGCAGAACUAGAGGAAACGAGGAUGCGAAGUGAUGAGCUCCAGAAUGAGCUCGAGUUCUGUCGACAGGAGUUGGAGCUUGAAAGGGAGAGGUCGGAAGAAGCGCAGGAGCGGUUUGAUGGACUAAUGGAGGGCCAUGCGCGUCUGAUAAACUCGUUCUCUGAGCUGCAGGAAGACAAUCUCAAGCUUGUUGAAAAGCAGCGAGCCAUGAAGCGUGGUGUCGAAGAUCUGAAGAAGAAGGCUUCACUGAUGGGUCCUCACUCCGCAGAGGCACGAUGGCUUGAUCGGUAUGCAGCGGAACUGGCUGCCGUGCACAUUGAAGGAAACUCUGCAAAGACGGAGGUUGAGUCACUCCGUGCGCAGCUGCAAGAAACAGCUGAGGCCGUUCAAGCUGCUGGAGAGCUUCUAUCCCGUUUGAAGGAGGCGGAGGAUCAGAUCCUGGCAGUUCAAGAUGAAGCGGCCAUAGCUGAACAACAUGCCGAAGAACUUCGACGGGAGAUGGAGAAGAUGACAAGGAGGCACGCCACGGAGAUGGCCGUAAUGGAACAGAGGUUGCGGGAAUCGAGAUUCCGGAAGGCAGGGAUUUGUCAGAUGUGCCAGAUGGCAGAGAGGGUAACGUACUCUUUCCCUGAGGCUGACACAGAGGCUAUGGAAGCGGCUGGCUCAGCGGAGGAUCAGGAGAACCGAGCCGUGUAUGGUUGCUAUGCCCACCGUUGAUGGGUCUUUUUCUUGUAUGCCUGGUGCAAAUAACGACAAAGGCAGGAGAGGGGGGGAGGGGGGGGCGCCUCAUGCGGAGGAUCAGGAGCAGAACGGAGAGCGACGGGGAACAGGAAGGGUCAAAUGAAUAGAGAGGUUGCCUCAUGAAUGGCCUGAAUGGAGAAGAGAAACCCAGGAGAGGAGACAGUUUGGCCCAGGUGAAAUGGAGGGGAUGGUCCGGUGGGGCUUUCGUCCCUGUUGUAUGCACUGCUGAAAGAAGAAACGUACUGCUGCCAGCUUGUUUGAUUCACGGUUAUGUUGUUUCUCCUUCCCACGCAUUGGCUUGUAUGAGAGAGACUCUCCAUGUUCUCCGAAUGCGGGCACACAUUCGUGUGUAUGUGAGAGAGAGAGAAAGACUCAGUGUAAGACACAGGUCUGAGGCCGUAGUUGGAAGGGAAGCAGCGUGGCGGACUUCAUUCAUGCAAUGAAGGUAACUCGAUUUGUCACAGAGACGUCAGCCAUUGUUUGAGGAAUUCUGGUUCUCGACUGCUUUCCUCGGCCAUCAUAAAAAGGGCUGUCAUCUUUGUGCGGGCUUCUGGAUUGGUUAGAGGGGAGGAUGGGACACCUUUGUAGGGACGACAGUUGUCUUCUGAAGGUUCCUUUGAAUGAAAUCAUCAUCCAUUC
Messenger RNA from Chara braunii, 6491 nucleotides. Lineage: Eukaryota; Viridiplantae; Streptophyta; Charophyceae; Charales; Characeae. The record is from the annotation of a GenBank genome assembly.